ACCUCGUGAUGUCAGGUGGUUGACGCGGAGUUACGAGAAAUGUUGCAGUCUUAUAUUGAAGAGCGAAACGGAAAGUACCAGAGAAGCACUCUAGUACAACCUGUUUCCUUAAGGUUAACCUAAUUUCAGGAUUUGGCUUUUGCACUUUGUUUAGUUCAGAGAUCGAGUUCACGGUUGGGGAGUCAAUGUUUACAGUCCCUUAGCUGGACAAGAAGCGGGGGUCACCCCGCCCAUCUGCAGAGUCUCCUCUUGCAAUGGAGUUCGUGACUGAGCAAAUUUCUGAUUUCACUGAUUUUACCCGUGGCAAGCAGCUGGCUGACCUACUGCAGCACCAGUACGGUGUAGUGCUGAAGAUUUGGGUGUCAGGGGACGGCAAGCGCAUUGCUCUGUGUAUCGGUACCAAGGAACGAUAUGGAGAACUUUUGACUUUUGACCGGAUCUGUAACUCUGGGCUGCUGCAGCCGCCCACCUACCUCGACCGGAGUCUCCAGCAGCCGUCAGGGUCUGUGGGACUGGCAGAUCUUUUUUAUCUGCAGGACCGAAAUGGGUUUCAGUGGGCCGCCCUGGUGUUGCAGAACGGCCGUGUGGAGUUUUGGAAAUGCAAGGAUGGAAUGUCCACUUGGGAACUAAUGCAUACGUGUGAACUUUGUAACAGCCUACGAGGUAGGGUGACAUCUGUAUGUACAAAUGGGACUAUUAUCGUUUGGUGCGAGGAGAGACCCGCCACUUCCACCAACUCUGUAAGCAGUGUGUGCCGUUACUGUAUCUGUAAAAGGAGCCUGGAGCUAAGCCAGUAUGGGGUGAUUCUUGGAGGAUUAAAAAUUGUGCUUCACGACUGUCCUAGUUAUCGACUUUUUUUUAAUGUUGCAAGUGAAGGGGUAUUCAUGGUGCCCGCUGCUUCUGCCCCUGGCACUGUGUCUGGAUUACUUCUUAUCUGGCUGCCCAAAGAAGACAUCUUGUCUGUGAGUGCCCCUUCCCAUGGACUUAUCCACAGCCAAAAACUAACCCUUGGAGGGUCUGAUUUUAAGACUGUCGUUUUACGAUCUAUUGGUUUGCUGUCGUUCACAGGUAUUCACGAAAUCCAUAACGUUGCACUUUCAAGCUGUGGUGGGCUCUUGUUGAUGGAUAAAUCCGGGAGGUUAAGUAUUGUUUAUCCUACUGGAACACAGACACAGAUUUGUCAUCUGGAAGCUAGUAAAGCUCUGGGAACCAAAGUCUCCAUGCAGGCACUUGAUUCUCUGUUGGCCUUGUUCUUUGAUCGAGUUCUGUACCUUGUUAAUUUAAAUACUGGAAAAUUAGUGCAAAAAAUUGUUCUUACAGUAGAUGAGUUGAUUUUCCUUGAUUGUUUUGGAGGAGGAGAUAUCAGUUUUCUUGGUAAGAAUGGAAUUUACAUGGUUAAACGAGCAACUGGCCCAAAAAACUAUGGCCAGCACUAUGUAAACAAUGCAGAACUGUCACUGGAAGAAAUGAUCUUUGAAGAAGCUUGCAGUUACUAUCAGAGGAGGAGCCUUAGUGGUACCAGACUAACUGUUGAGAAAUUAAAAAAGGAAGGCACUUUUCAGGCACCAAUUAUGCUGUCUACUGUUCUGCAAAACUAUCUGAAGCACAAAAGGGUAAAGGGGCUUGGUCAGGAGCCUUGCUCAAAGCUUCUGAGUAUUAUGGUUGAUGAGCUACAGAGUUACAGCAGCCUAGAGGAGCUAAAAUCCUGUGUUGUGAAUGCAAAUGAAAGUGAUAUUACAAGUUUUUGUGAGGAACUUGUGGACCAAGAACUUGGCCGUCUGCUCCGCUCUGAUAUUGACAGAGGCAACUUAGUUUAUUUGAAUAUGAUUUUUUGCACUUUUCCUAGAGAAGCCUGGGAAGCUGUGAAGAGCAACCUUCAGCUGCAGAGUAAUGGGGCUGGAUCACUUUCUGCCCGAGCUACAUCAGAUGUGUGGAAAACUGUUGUUGGACAAGGAGACAUUGCAUCCCAGGAAUCUUUGGUAAAUGGUGUGUUUCCAGUCUUUGAACUCAUCUGUCAUUCCCUGUACAGGUUUCGGCCCAAAUGGCUGCCAAAAUUUGUGACACUAACUCAGCAGCACAUAUGUGGCUCUUGGAACUAUGGGAGCAAAGAUCGACCUGAUAGGAUUCCUUUGUAUAAAAGGGCCCUGUCAGUUCUUCCAAAAAGAGAAUACAACAGUACUACAACACUAGAAGUGUCUGAAAUGGAAGUGGAGCUUUUGCUGUGCAGUCAGAGACCAAAGGCAGUUAUGCAGGCUAUUAAAAUUCUGAUUGACCUUAAAAAAUGGAGCAGAGUCAUAGAGGUUGCUCAGACAUGUUCUCAGAUUAGCCCUUUACUUAGGAAGGAUAUUUUUACGUUUCUUUUGACUGAAGUUUCUCAACAUCGCAAUUUAGACAAUUACUCGGACCAGCUGUGGGCUUUGUGCCCUGAAGACAUGUCUGCACCAGAAAUUAUUAAUAUUGUCUUGAAGAAUAUUCCAUCAUCAAAUCAGCCCCUACUGCCGUUCCCUGUUAGAAAUGAGGACCAGCUGUCCAUUGGUUUGCUUAGCCCCCUACUAAUCGCAGCAUUUAAGCAGAGAUCAAUGCUGUGUGAUCAGUAUGCUGCCACUUUGGAGUCUCCAUCUUUUCCGCCACCCACACCUCCCAGGGACCACUGCAUUAUUCCAAGGACAUGUACAGAGCCUGCCCUUCAUGUGUUGAUUCAGCAAGAGAUAUUGCCAAGGACGACUUCUCUGCCAGAUAUAAAAACAGACAGUGCACUAUGACUUAUUGCCUAGUGAAUUAGCCUUUGAGACACCCUAUCGGAUGAUUUUUGUACACUGCUGUGAUACAAGCCAACUGUGAUAAGCAUGUAUUUGCUUUAGGGCAGUUGGGUUAUCACUCUGUGAACUUUAAUAUGUGGCACAGUGAAAACAGUUUUGACCAUUAGCAUUAUUGAGGAGUUUGUCUUCAGAUGGUUGCAUUCUUUCUUUUUUUUUUUUUUUGUUAAAACUAAUUUUCUGAUUUAAGUGCAUUUGUAUUGAACCCCAGGGCAUAUAGAAGCAUUAUUUAGCAGUUUGGUGAGUUGAACAGUGACAGCGGCCUGACCUGCAGCACAUUUGCAGUUUCAGAAUUUAUUAUUAGGUACAUAAUAUUUUGCAUUAGACCAUUUUGUUUGGCAGUCCCUUUCCUUGCAGCAGGAUACAGUGCAAUUUAGUAAAAUUUGAAAAUAUCUGUAUUUUGUUACAGUAUUACACUGUGCUACAUUUUUUGUGCUUAUUAAGUAUUUGUAAAGUUGCAGGUGCAAAGAACAUCUUUGAUGGGCACUGUUACCUGUGUUUGCAGAGUUUGAAACUGCCUUCCCAUACUUUUAAUCCGUAUGUUGCUGCAAAAGCUAGAGGCAGCUCAAGGAAGUGACAGCUACAUGCCAAGUUUUCAGCUUAUGGCAGACCUAUAUUGUUGGAAAAGAUCAAGUUUUCCAACGCAAAUUUUAUUUUUCGCAACUUCUGCCUUAUUUUUUAUUUUGUUUCAGGAUGUUGGUAGUUUUGACGUUUUAUUUAAAGUGGCAUUUAGUGUGGGUUAUUUGGACUGCACACUGAAAUCACUAGAAGCAAUCGUGUUUUUUCUUCCGUUCCUGCUGCCUCCUUUUACCAUUUGUGCUUCAUGGAGUAUGACCAACUGUACAUAAUGCUAGUUUCAUAGAGAGCAGCAGGUGGGCUCUAUUAGUACUAGGAUUUCCAUUAGCGGGACCUUUCCCCUUUCCAUCCCCACUUCAGUGGUUAACAGAAAGUAGCCAGUGCCUGUGCAGUAGUGCUAACUGUUGUGUAUUUUAUUUAUUUAUUUAUUUAUCUUGUUAUUAAAAUGUGCUUUUAGCAGCCAUUUUAGUGAUAUGCAUACUGCUUUAUUUCAUAACUAUGUUGGAUCAGUGUAGACUUGUCCUUUUUGUGUGAGACUAGUACUGUAAGAUAAUACUGAAACUUAUGAACUGUACUUUAGUUCACUGUUUUCAUGCAUAUUUGUCCCAUUUUGAGACUGACUUUGCAUUACACUGUCAAUGUAACAAUUUUUUUACCGUAGCAAAUGAAAAGUUUUCAUCCCUAUUUUGAAAUUCUGAGUUGAUUUUCAUAAUGUCAGUGAUAAGAGUUUUACUGUUUUUGAUUGCUUAUUGAAAUAAUCAAAACUCAGUUGAAGCUGUGCUGAGAAGAAUACUUUUAUUGUUACAGUUUAAUUAGUGAAACUUACAUUUUUACUUUCAGAGAAGUUGUAAACCAAUCUCAGAAUGUGCGUGUGGGGAUGGCAGUAUUUAUACAAGUUUUAAGCAGACUGUCACAAGUAUCUGUUGGUAUUUUCAACACCCUCUUUCAGAAGAAGUUGAGUCAUAAAAUGGUGAGUUAAAGUAAUAUGUUGAAGUACCCCCACCAAAGUGUGACCUCUUAUUUUCCUGUUUGUCCAGCCAAUGCUACUUUUGGUAUGUCAUGCUGUGAUUGCCUGUAUACUGACAUUUUACCUCUGUCUUGUUCCCUAGUAAGUUUGAAACUCAUUUCCCCAUCCCAGUUAAAAUUUCCUUCUCUUUUCCAAAAUGAAAUUGUGACCAUGUUACCCUAGUGAUGAUUACGUACCUGUUAACAGCAUUGGUUGUAUUUGCUUGUAAAUAAGGAAACAACUGUAAAAAUGUAAAAAGUCAUAGAACACACUGUACAGAGUCUUAGUGGUUUGUUCUAGGGUUUGUCAGACUUUUAAAGCUGGAAUCCUGUAUAUGAAAAUCUUUCCAGAAACUCGGACCCCAUUAAAAUGUUUGAUGGUU
Protopterus annectens (West African lungfish) is the source of this 4780-nucleotide messenger RNA. RefSeq names its product HPS6 biogenesis of lysosomal organelles complex 2 subunit 3 (gene HPS6). Gene Ontology annotation, biological process: melanocyte differentiation; protein localization to membrane; organelle organization. The coding region runs from base 255 to 2762 and encodes 835 amino acids. NCBI's taxonomy places the organism in Eukaryota, Metazoa, Chordata, Ceratodontiformes, Protopteridae. Gene Ontology annotation, cellular component: BLOC-2 complex; lysosomal membrane. The transcript has a single exon. The record is from RefSeq and is a predicted model, not a curated record.